Molecule: messenger RNA, 2721 nt
Organism: Drosophila sechellia
Lineage: Eukaryota; Metazoa; Arthropoda; Insecta; Diptera; Drosophilidae
Product: tetratricopeptide repeat protein 27
Exons: 4
Coding region: 239-2635 (798 amino acids)
Molecular function (GO): protein binding
Source: RefSeq, a predicted model, not a curated record
CCAUCACUAAUAAACAAUCUGCACGGUUUGAAAACAUUCUAGAAACACGCUUUUAAUGACUGUUAAGCAGUUAAAUUAAGGUUGAAUUCAUUCAAGAAAAACAGUUAAAGUACCAACCAAGUAUAGUUUCUCUUAUAAAGUAGGAACUUUGCCUAAAAUCAAGCCGGUAUUCUUAAACACAUGAAGCACGUGGAUUGUUUAUCCAAGAAAUACAACAAUUUCAUCAAGAGCUUUUAUAAUGGUUGCCGAUAUAUUCAGUGAAUAUUAUAUAUGCAAUUUCAAUGAUAAGGUGGCAGUUGAAGAUCUGCCAGCGGAUGAGACACUGCGUCAAUUGUGGACCCGCCAGAAACUGUGGACAAUAGAUGAUCUCCGGGAGAUCCUUCAACGCUGGCAGGAGCAAGGCAAGCCAGAUUCGAAAGAUGAUCCCACUUCACAACUCAAGGAUUUCCUGCUGCUGAUCUUCGCUUUUGUUCAAAACAAUUUCACUGGGCCCUUUGACAAACUGGAAGAGUACCAACAAAUUUAUAGUGAACUAGAGCUGGAAAACCUCGACGCACUCGAGAAACUGAAGGCCAGUGGCGAGGAACUAAAUCCAAAUGUUAAAUCUGUAGAACUACUACUGAUUGCCAGGGAAAUCCUUGAGGGACUUCUAAAAUGCCAUCCAGAAUCAAAGGUCCUGAUUUGGUGGCGAUUGCGUCUGAUCUGCCUACAUCAGCAUGUCCUGGAUGAUUUGGCGGCCUCCCUGUAUGAGCAGUUUAAAUCAGCAGCUGGACAUCUUCAGGCGCAUUUCAAUCAGUUUGAGAGCAGGGAACUGCAAUCCCUGCUGCUACUGGAGUUGGCCAAUGGCUACCUGCAGUUUCAUCGCUCUGAAAUUGCCUCCCAAAUACUGGAUGAACUGUGCAAGCAUCUCCAGGUGGAGCUUAAAGUUGAGGGUUUACUAGGAGUACGCACCAAAUUCCAGCAGAAGGCCCUGCCACAGCUCUGCCUUAAGGUUGAGCAUCUAAGCGAGCAGCAGUCUCUGCCUCCAGCCGUCCAGACAAAUGAGACGACCAAGUUGCCCAAACUGCUUCUUUUGGAGGAUGACACGCGACUGGAGCGGAUACGCUUUGUGGAGCUGAAGGACAACGAAGUGAUGACACUUCCCAGUGUGCUCCAAACUCUGGUGCUGGCCAAAGUAAAGCAAUUGAAACGCUCAACGCCUAAGGAUCGCCUGGCGGAUGAGCAACUGGAGCCGUAUACACAAACCUUGCUCUACCAGGAACAUGGACCAUUCCAAGUCCGGCAGUCAGCCCUUCUUCUAAACUGCCUUCAGGAGUCGAAUCAAAGAAGGACAGUCGAACGCAGCUGGAAACAAUGCGAGGAGUGUGUCAAGCUGCUUGACACCUCCGAGGAGGAGUUAUCGCUGCGAUCCCGACUCUCCUACGGUUUCGCCGCCCACUUGAGUCCCAAGUGGCAGGUGCAGCUGCAGCUUGUGGACUUGCUGCGAUCCUUGGGUAUGACCAAAACAGCUCUGGACAUCUGUCUUCGCAUACACGCCUGGCAGCAGGUGAUCGAGUGCUACACGAGCCUGGAACUUCGUCACAAGGCAGCGGAGAUCAUCAGGCAGGAGUUGGAAAAGAAGCCAACGGCAUUGCUGUACUGCCUCCUUGGCGAUGCGAUCGAUGAUCCUUCGUUCUACGAGCAGGCUUGGUUGUAUUCCAAAAAGACAAGUGGAAAAGCUCAAGCCUAUUGGGGCAACCACUUCUACAGGAGUGCGGAUUAUGCCCAGGCAAUGGAUCACUUCGAAAUUUCUCUGGAGAUCAACAACUUGCAGGAAGCGAUUCUUUUGCGCUGUGGCUACUGCGCAAUCCAACUGGAACGCUGGGAGCCGGCCGUUAAAUAUUAUUUGGCUUACACCCACCUGGAACCCAAUGGCUUCGAGUCCUGGAACAAUCUAGCCAAGGCCUUGAUUAAAUUGGGUGACAAACAGCGGGCACAUCGUGUUCUUGGUGAGGCCUUGAAGUGCAACUACAGCAACUGGAAGGUUUGGGAGAACUACAUGCUGGUGUCCGUGGAUACUUCCCACUGGGACGACGCCAUGCGGGCUUACCAGCGCAUGGCGGAGCUAAAGCAACACUAUCUCGAUCAGGAAGUGCUCACACGUAUUGUUUACGGAGUUUCCAAGGAGGAUCCCGCCGGCUCAAGUGCUUUGAUCAAGAGACUUAUAAUGCUGCUGGGACAGCAGAGCAUUCAACAUGGUAACGAGCCUCUUGUUUGGGAACUGGCCGCCUUGGUGGCCCAAACGCCACUGAAAAAGGCCGAGAAACUGGUGAAAUCGUAUCGUGCGUACACACCGAAGCAUUUGGGCUGGGAAACCAAGUCGGAGCACGCUUUAAAAGCACUGGAUCUUUGCUUAGAGGUCUGCGAUCUCUCAGUGGCAGCCAUCACAGAGCACAUUCAAGACGAAAGUGAGGUAAUGAUUACUUCUCAACUAAAUUCUGCCCGACUGGCGGGCACAUCUUGUCUGAAUGCUUUGAAGAGGGCCAUAAAUGUGGAUGUGCCGGCAGAACAGACUGCAAAGGUGGAACAGCUGGAAAAGCGCAUCGAAGACCUGACAAAAAUUGUUCAGGAACGAAUGAAUGCGUCUCGAUCUUAGUUAUAAACUUAAAAGGGCCUAUUUGUAUAAGGUUUUAUACUAUUUUGUAAUUGCAUAACAAAUAAAAAGAUUCAUUUUGUAUUGUA